ACAACACGGCCGCAACAACCAGACUACAUAUUAUAUUCAAACCCACGGGCAAGGCAACGAACUUUUUCGAAAAGCCUCAAACCGCUCUUCAACGGCUUUCCGCUGGUUCGUCCUUUGUGUGUAUUUUGUUUUUUGUUCGUUAUUCGAUUCUUUAUUUUUUGCUCGCGUUGUAAAUAGCAGUCAGCUUCUGGGAGGCCACUGCACAACCGUUCGACCAGAAACACCCUUUCGACCAUAUAUAUUUUAUUACCUUUGUUUUUCCAUACCAACACGAUAUGUGGGCACCAAACCGCACGAAGCCAUCACCUCACCGCACUCCUUCCAUUGUGUCUAUCGCCUCUGUACAAUCUGCAACCCGGCCGUUGUCAGUACACUCGCCCAAAAUGAACUCGAUGCCCCAGAUGCCCCAGAUGCCCCAGCUGCAGCAAAUGCCUCAGCUGCAGGCGGAACCCCCGAGCUACGAUUCGGAUACCUACUCCGACUUGGGUUCCGAUGACGAGCAGGACUAUCCUUCCAGGAUGAACAACCCAGCGCCGCUUGCGUGGAACAGGCCCCAAGCUGGAUCCCCCGCCAACCUCAUGGCACAGAAGAUGCAGGCACAGGCACAGGUCCAGAUCCAGGCCCAGGUUGUGCCUCCUCAAACGGCAAACCUGCAGUUCCACAACCAGCCGAGGCUACAGCAACGACCUGUAGACGACGAUGCCACAUCGAGAUCCUCAACGCUGGACGGCGAGGAAGACGACACCUACUCUUUGAAGAAGCCAGCCGCACCACCUGUGCUCAAGAUGAGCAAGAUGAGCAUCGAGAAUGAGAAACCUGCGCCCCCUCCUCCAGUACCACACGUCCCUGGCCCUCUCGAGUCGCAACUUGCGGCCCUCAUGUCCAAGCUCAUUCACAUUGAACAAGCCAACCCUGUUGCAUCCGUCACCCCGGAGGAGUUCCUGGAGAUGAAGAACCGUCUAAAAGCGCUCGAAGAAGAGAAGAAGGUCUGGUGGAAGCGCCACGAAGCCAUCUGGAGUCUCCGAGACGAAGACGUCGAGAAUAACAUCAAGAUCCGAGGCAUGCUCGCCAAAGCCCGCCGCGAACUCGAAGCCACACAAAAACUCCGCGACGAAGACCUCCUCAACGUGCAAAUCGUGCGCAGCAAGCUCGCCGAGAAGACUCGAGAGCUAGACCGUCUCCAAGCGCAAUCGCCCGCAGGCCGCAUCAGCCCCAACCGGCCUCGCAUGUCCAGCUUUCUUGAGAGGCGCGACACUACAGAUCUUUUUACUGCAGCCAAGAUUGCGGCCCUCGAGCAGCGCGCGCUCGAGCUCGAAAAGCGCAACUCCGAUCUCGUCGAGCAACUGGGUGCGUCGCAGAACGGCGGCAUCGACCACCUCAAUCGCACGACGGCGCAUCAGGCCUGGCAGGGCACGGUGACGGAUCUCGAGGCCAAGAUCCGCUCCCAGGAGGCCGAGCUUCAGCGGUUACGAGCAGGCGGCAGUCCAGGAGCCGGUGCUGCUCCGACCCAAUGGGAUUUUCAGCGGUUGGAGAAUCUGAUGGAGGAACAUGCUAAUUAUCGGGAGGAUGUGGGGGGGAAGAUGCAGGCGUUACGGAGUGAGAAGGAGGCGCUGAUGAGGGAUUUGCAUCGCAAAGAGAAUGACUGCCAUGUGCUUGAGCAGAAGGUGCGGUCGCUCCAGAGGAGGUCGGGUGUUAUGUAAAUAGAUUGGUGAGUGGGAAGGGUGGUGUGAGGUGUGUAUGUGUUUUCUACAUAGAAGGGGUGUAGAGAGAGUUUUCUUCUUGAGGUGGUGGUGUUUUUUUGGUGCUCCUAGCUUUGCGCUGGUAGAGGCGAAUAUCAAUAUCGUUGUCUUU
This is a messenger RNA of Bipolaris maydis ATCC 48331, 1851 nucleotides long. RefSeq lists its product as uncharacterized. The record is from RefSeq and is a predicted model, not a curated record. NCBI's taxonomy places the organism in Eukaryota, Fungi, Ascomycota, Dothideomycetes, Pleosporales, Pleosporaceae.